Molecule: messenger RNA, 1629 nt
Organism: Polyodon spathula (Mississippi paddlefish)
Lineage: Eukaryota; Metazoa; Chordata; Actinopteri; Acipenseriformes; Polyodontidae
Product: coiled-coil domain-containing protein 57-like
Exons: 12
Coding region: 1-1629 (542 amino acids)
Source: RefSeq, a predicted model, not a curated record
AUGGUCCAGAAAAGCCUUACUAGAACAGUGCUAGAGGGAGGGGAUCUUGACGCACUCCUUGUGCGUAAAGAACAAGAAUGGAAAGAUCUCCAGGCUCACCGCAUCCACCGAGGGGAGACAGCACUGCGGGACACGACUGGUCAGUUGAAAGAGCAGAGAGAGAAGUUUGACAGGCUGAAGGAGGAUUUCAGGUAUAACCUGCGGAUCCCGGAGGAGAGAGACCAGGAGUUAGAUCGCUACGACACCAUGUUCAGCCGGCUGAAGAUACUGAAGAGCACCAAGCAAGCAGAAUCCAGUGAGCCGCGCAUCCAGAUAGCCACAGUGCGUGAAGAUCUCCAGCAUCAGUACCAGCAAAGGGUUAAAGAACAUCAGCUUGAAUUAGAAAAAGUGCAUGGCCUGAAGGACUGCGAUUUCCAGCAGUAUCGCCAGAAGUACGGGGUGGAGGGGGAGCUGGCAUUGAAUCAACAAGAGCUGAUGGUGGAGUUUGACAGUGAGAUGAGAAGGAGAGAGCAUGAAUUCAAUCUGAUAAUUGAUGAGCAAUUGAGCAAUGUCAUUUUCUCACAUGACCUCAGGGUUAAAUUACUGACAAAUGAGUUGGAGGUUUACAGAGAUGCUCGAGACAAGUGUGCUGUUUCCCUGCAAGCAGCAGAAAAUAUUGCCCGCGAGAUGGAGAAGGAGAUCAGACACAAGGAAUUGGAGACCAAAGAUGUUUUGUCUGUCAAGGAUGCAUGGAUAAAAGAACUGGAAGAUAAACUUGAUGUGCUGGAGUUAAACUGGAAGAAAGAAGAAGAAAUAUUCACCAGAAAGCACCAGGAGUUGGACCGCUUUGCCCAUGAAAGGGGCGCAGUGCUGGUGACCGUGAAGGAGGCCCAUGCUGAGCAGGUUCGGGACCUGGAGCAGAAACUCAGGGAGCUGCAGACCAGACUAGAGACCCUGGAAAUGGAGAAGCGGAGACUGGAGUGGAACCACAUAGACUCCUUGAGGGAGAAAGAAGAGCAGCUGGAAAAAUGCCAAUCCAUCCUGCUGUGCUUCGCGGUGAGCUGGAUACAAUGGGAUGCUUACAUUGCUCAGGUGUCCAAGAAAACAGUUGCAAAGGACAUGCAGGUCCAGUCUCUGGCAGAACAGGGGUCCAAGGAGCAGACAGAGCUGGCCAGAUAUAAGGAGAAUGUGGAGUACAAAUAUCAACUGUUUCAAACUCUGGAGCAGGCCAAGGUACAGGCAGAGCUGGACUGGCAGAGGCGCUGUGAGGAUGCAGAGAGAAACCAGUACUUAAAAAAUGAGGAGCUGGUUCAGGGGCUCAGUAAAGCCAGAGAUGAGAGAAUGGCUGAACUUUGGGAGACGGAGCGGGAGCUGCAGGAUAUGAAUGUGCUGGUGCAAAGUGUGACCAUCAAGAGGGACCAGUCCGUGGGUGUUUUACGCAAACAUGGAUUUCAUUCUGAGAGAGAGAGACACGGAAGAGAUCCACAGAAUGCAACAGCAGAACAGAAGCCUUUGUGCCGUCAUAGCAGAGAUGAGAAAAGAGAUGGAAACACCAGUGCUGCCAGGUCACAUGACACCAGCAUGUCAAUCACAGAGCCCAGGAAGAAGCCUGAUGUCUCUGUGGGCCCCUUCACACCAGGUAAAACAUGA